Emiliania huxleyi CCMP1516 is the source of this 2232-nucleotide messenger RNA. RefSeq lists its product as hypothetical. The transcript is spliced from 4 exons. The record is from RefSeq and is a predicted model, not a curated record. Bases 1 to 2232 code for a protein of 743 amino acids. Lineage: Eukaryota; Haptophyta; Isochrysidales; Noelaerhabdaceae.
AUGGUUGCCUCUGAAGCCGACCUGCUCGCGCGCCCCCGCACGGAGCUGCAGCUGCUCGCGAAGCAGCACGGCAUCAAGGCGAACCGCAAGUCCGAGAUCAUCGCCAAGGAGGUGCACGCGCGGCUCACCCUGCUGGACACCUCCGUCCCCGGCGACGAGAGGCGCGACAAGGAGAACGCCUUCAAGGCGCGGCCGGCGCCCAAGAACGUGCUCGACUCGGCCGGCGACCUCGGCGUGCCGCGGGUGCAGAAAAAGAAGUCCACCCAGGUGAAGGAGUUCCGCCUCUCCGAGGGGCGGCGACGCUCCGCGCGCAUCAGCCUCUCGACGAUCUCGGCGCCGUCGCUCAUCGAAGAGUCGCCUGCGCCGGGGCGCAAGGGCGCGAGGACGCCGGGCUCCGUCCGCUGGGCAGACGACGUCUGCUCGCCGUCUCCGUCGCGCGACCGGCUGCACAAGGUGGCCAAGGCGAUUGGUGACGAGGCGGACGCCGAGGAGGCGGCGGAGGAGGGCGCCGCACCAGCCGACAGGGAGAUGGCAGAGGUCGAGGCGUCGGCCGACGAGCCCCCCCCAGAGGAGGCCGAGGCCGAGAUGGGAGAGGCGGAGGAGGCUGCGCAGGCGGGGGAGGCUGCGCAGGCGGAGGUUGCAACCGAGGCCGGAGAGAAGCCGGCGGAGGAGGCGGCGCCGCCACGGGCUGCGCAGGAGGGCGGCGUGGGCUCCGAGCGCAAGGCGGCGGCGUCCUUCGGAGGGCGAACCGCCGACCGCUUCGCCGAGCUGUACAAGGCUCCGGCGGGGCCAUCGGUGGGCACGUACGGCGUCUGCGCCAAGCCAGGCGCCACCCCGAUCGGCAGACGCAACAAGGCGGUGCUGCCGUUUGCGGUGGGGAAAGAGGUCUGCGAGCGCUUCGCUGGAAAGGACACCAUCUACGCCACCUCGGUCGCGCCGCCGCCGAGCGCGUACGAGGCUGCGGCGCACGACGCGCAGGGCAGCGGCGCAGUCGGGUCGACGUCGAUGUCGGUGCCCGCUUUCGACAAGGCGGGCACGGAGCGUUUCGCCGGGCAAGACUCGAUCUACGCCACCUCGGUCGCGCCGCCGCCGAGCGCGUACGAGGCUGCGGCGCACGACGCGCAGGGCAGCGGCGCAGUCGGGUCGACGUCGAUGUCGGUGCCCGCUUUCGACAAGGCGGGCACGGAGCGUUUCGCCGGGCAAGACUCGAUCUACGCCACCUCGGUCGCGCCGCCGCCGAGCGCGUACGAGGCUGCGGCGCACGACGCGCAGGGCAGCGGCGCAGUCGGGUCGACGUCGAUGUCGGUGCCCGCUUUCGACAAGGCGGGCACGGAGCGUUUCGCCGGGCAAGACUCGAUCUACGCCACGUCGGUCGCGCCGCCGCCGAGCGCGUACGAGGCUGCGGCGCACGACGCGCAGGGCAGCGGCGCAGUCGGGUCGACGUCGAUGUCGGUGCCCGCUUUCGACAAGGCGGGGACGGAGCGCUUCGCCGGGCAAGACUCGAUCUACGCCACGUCGGUCGCGCCGCCGCCGAGCGCGUACGAGGCUGCGGCGCACGACGCGCAGGGCAGCGGCGCAGUCGGGUCGACGUCGAUGUCGGUGCCCGCUUUCGACAAGGCGGGCACGGAGCGCUUCGCCGGGCAAGACUCGAUCUACGCCACGUCGGUCGCGCCGCCGCCGAGCGCGUACGAGGCUGCGGCGCACGACGCGCAGGGCAGCGGCGCAGUCGGGUCGACGUCGAUGUCGGUGCCCGCUUUCGACAAGGCGGGCACGGAGCGCUUCGCCGGGCAAGACUCGAUCUACGCCACGUCGGUCGCGCCGCCGCCGAGCGCGUACGAGGCUGCGGCGCACGACGCGCAGGGCAGCGGCGCAGUCGGGUCGACGUCGAUGUCGGUGCCCGCUUUCGACAAGGCGGGCACGGAGCGCUUCGCCGGGCAAGACUCGAUCUACGCCACGUCGGUCGCGCCGCCGCCGAGCGCGUACGAGGCUGCGGCGCACGACGCGCAGGGCAGCGGCGCAGUCGGGUCGACGUCGAUGUCGGUGCCCGCUUUCGACAAGGCGGGCACGGAGCGCUUCGCGGACGACCAUUCUAUCUACCGGAAGGGCUUGCGCAAGUCCACCGUCGGCGCGCACCAGUGCCUUGAUUUGGGCAAUCGACGACCCCUUGGCCGCGGCGCCGAGCUCAAGGCUGCCCUGAAGUCCAUCUCGGAUCGGAUCGGCCCCCGCGAGUAG